Messenger RNA from Entrophospora sp. SA101, 3258 nucleotides. The record is from the annotation of a GenBank genome assembly. Lineage: Eukaryota; Fungi; Glomeromycota; Glomeromycetes; Entrophosporales; Entrophosporaceae.
AUGUCCGAGGCUCAAAGAAUUUUUGUUGACAUGAGACGACUUGAUGUCAAGCCAAAUUCUUAUACUUACAGCGCUCUAAUAAAAGGACUAGCAUAUAAUAGAUGUGGAUAUGGUUAUCAGGUUAUUCAAUUAUGGGAUUUGCUGGUAUUGUCUGAACAUCCAAUUGAUGAUAAAACUGUUUCGAUAGUUUUAGAUACUUGUGGUUAUUGUUACAUCACUUAUAAAAUCAAAGAAAUAUGGGAUUACUUAAAAGACAGGAGGGGUUUUCCUCCUCCUUCUGUAAAAAAUCGCCCUAAACGUAUUAACUUUCCUUGGCUUCAAACCAAAGUUUGUAAUUUAGUAUCUUCAGUGCUAAACAAGAGUGACAGGGCAAAGAAAUUAUUUGGCGAGUUUGGAGGUUUGGAGGUUUUGAUUAGUAUAAUAAAACAUUCAACCAAUUCAAAUGUCGCUUCAGCUGCUUUUCAGACAGUGGGUAAUUUUUUUUCAAGUCACGUUGAUGCUCAACUGUUACGCGCAAACUCUUUUAGUUAUGAUGGCUUUCUUGAAUUGGUACUUUCUUCUACAAUACCUAUUGAUAAAGCUUUUUGUGAGAUUUUUCUCGAAGUAGCAACUGAUGGAAGUGUACUACGACCAUUGUCACCAUCUAUAGCCAAGACUGAUAAUUUUUUAAUCAGUAGUGAUAUCAUGCCAUUUAUUACCAAUUUAUUAAAACCUGUGCCUUUGUUUACAAAUUUGUUACCUUUUACACAAAAAAGACAAAUAUCUUUUAAUAAGAAAAUGGUCUCGUGUAGAAAUCAAGGUCACAAAAGGAACAAUAGUCGUGCUACUAUCAAUAGCAUGUCUUCUUUAGUAAAUAACAGCAGUAUUUAUGAAGGAAGUACUUUGAAUGGUUCAUUUGUAUCAUUAAAUAAUACUAUAUUUAUGACUAAUGAAAAUGACUUAACGACAACAAACGAUAGUUCGCUUGCAAUUAAUAGUAGCUGUAACAAUAGUAAUAAGCCAAACGGGUUAAAUACCAACAAUUGUUCACACGAUCGUUUAGAUUCUCCUACUAUGUCUAUUCGAAGUAAUAUGCAACUUCCAAGCCCUACCUUAUCACCUGUAAGAAGAGUGAAUCAAAUAAAAUCCGAGGAAAUAAUGCUCGAAAAAAAAGAUAAGCAACCAACCACUCGUAAACGUAGUAAUUCUCGUAACCUUGGUGGGUUUAGUUUAAGUUCCAACCAAACAAUUGGUAGUGGUAGCAGCAGAAGUAGUAGCAAUGGUACUAAUGUAACCGAAGAAGUUAAAGAAAAACUUGUAAACGGGACUGAUAUUGUUUUCCGUGACAUUGAUGCCGCUUUCAUGUCUUUAAAAAUAUUGGCUCAUAUUACAGAUAAAUGUGAUGAAACUUUACAAAGAUACUAUUUUAAUCUUAUAAUGUCAUUGAUGGAAGUUAAUCCACGAAACAAGGAAUUUCUCUGUGCUAAUCAUGCAUAUGAUAUUACAAAUCAUGAUGUGACACUACUAUUUGAUGCUGCUUAUGAUCCUCUUUCAAUGCUUAAACAAUUUCUUGCGAAAGGAUUUUUUAAAAUUGAUUAUGAUCCUUUUUUUCUGCGUGAAGUACAAUCUCAAAUGAUAUACGCGAUUGAACGUAUUUCUGAAAGAAUGGAUCCAUCGUGUUAUUUCAAUUUCAACGGAUUUGAUAGCAGUUUGCAAACUAUACCAAUGGAUAAAUUUCCUAAUGUGAAAAAUGGGUAUACUUUAAGUCUUUGGGUGAAGGUUACUGCAUUUCUAGAGAAUGAAAUUGGAUUAUUGUGUUAUGAAGAUUUAACGGGUGCCAAUACAACAUUCGAACUUUAUUUCAAGAAAAUUGACCAGCCAUAUAGGUAUUGUUUAUGUGUAAAAACACAACAAUUUCCGUUACCACCCGAGGACUUUGUAUUUGAUGGAUUUUCUUUUCAGCAAACCCUCGUUUGGCAUCAUAUUGUUUUCGUGCAUUCGAAAGAUGGAACUUCUUUGAUUGUUGAUGGUUCUUCUAUGCAAUCUUAUGAUAUGUUUAAUUCUCCAAAGGCGAUGGGGAAAGAGAAAAUAGUAGCAGUCGUGGGACGUCGUGGUAAGAAAAUAGGGCUCUGGGAUGAAACAAUUGCGGAAAAGGUUUUUAAUCAAGGACCAGCAUAUUCAAAAAAUUAUCGUGUUCUAGGAAUCGAGAACAAAGAAUUUAUUUCAGUUCACCCGCAAUCUUAUUUAAGUAUUGAACAAAAAUUGAUAUUGGAGCCAGAAAAAUCAAGAAGAAAUUCGGAUUCAAUUGAUUUUACAAAAAUAACCGGAAAGUUAGAGGGCGGGUGUACAGUGCAUGUAACACGAUCUAUGCGGGACAUUAUUGAACAAUUUGGAAAAGUAGAACAAUGUUUUCGAUUUUUAGAAUUAGAUUCACGACAUCAGUUGAUUGGGCUUCGUACCAUAUCCAAUCUACUUUAUAAAAGUCCACAAAACAUGGCAAAGUUUACCGAGAACAAUGGAUUUUCAACAUUACGAAAAUUAUUGGGCAAUUCUAAUAAUAAUGAAUUGAGCAUUGAACAUUUUAAUGUGUUGAUGGACAUUGCAAGUGAUGGGAUAACAAGAAAUGAUCAAAUGGUUAUAGUUAAUACAGAAUGUUUAAGAGUGAUUGUUGAACUUUUAGGCAGCUGUUGUAAAGAGGAUGUUCAAUUGCCAGUUAUAAGAAUGUUGGUUGAUAUGCUAGUAGAGGUUCCAAAUAAUCUCAAGAUUUGGCGCACGAAUCUCGGAGUGGAAACAUUACUUGAACUGUUAGACAAUCUUUCCUGUUCUCUUGAACCUUUUAUAAUGCGAGUAAUUGAAUCAAUGAUGUCAGAAAUCACCACAGAAGAGCUAAACAAAUUAUUCAAUUAUAUUGAAUGCGGUGAUGGUAAAUGGGUAAAUUUGGAUAUUAAAUAUGACAUUGUCGAGAUAAUUUAUAAAAAUAUGACGCAUGAUAGUCAGCUUGUGGAAAGGAUACGUGUAUUGAAAGGGAUAUCACUUUUGACACCGCUUCUUGAAGCUCCAAAUGAAAAAUUCUGUAUAAUUAUAUUGAAGAUGAUUGGUAUCUUAAUGAGUUCCAAUAUUAAACAUAGCAAGGCAUUAUUAACAAGAGUUAACAAUGGUUUUGACGUUAUGUUUUCAUAUUUAGCAGGGCACGAGCUUUCUUUAGAGUUUACACAAGUUUUGAUUGGAGUGGGGACUAAUUAUUACCAAAAUGAUCCUAAAUUCAAGAAUGCUCAGUAG